This is a messenger RNA of Drosophila melanogaster (fruit fly), 2192 nucleotides long. RefSeq lists its product as uncharacterized. NCBI's taxonomy places the organism in Eukaryota, Metazoa, Arthropoda, Insecta, Diptera, Drosophilidae. The transcript is spliced from 4 exons. The record is from RefSeq and is marked reviewed. Gene Ontology annotation, cellular component: nucleus; Set1C/COMPASS complex. Bases 381 to 1997 code for a protein of 538 amino acids.
UUUGCAAGAAGUCCUGACAAGUUCAUUGAAAAUGUACCGCCAGGCAGUGAACUGAUAAUACAGAAUUGCACCAUGUGCACUCGUAAAUAAAUAAUUCAUGCCCCAAAGAGAGUCUGAUGGAAAUGGAGUUGCAAUUGCAGUAUAGCACAUCGAAGUUGCAUGAAUUUUUAGUGCUCUGAGCGACCGAAAUACAAUAAAAAAUAUUUUGUGGCGUGACUUCUGUUUCGCCGAGCUUCAUAUGGAAUUGCCAAUCGGGGGGUCACACUUUUAUUUUAUCGAAAAAUGGGAAAAGUAGGCGAGUCAUAGCAAUCAAAGCUGAAAUAGGACUGAACACAUUAAAAAAGUAUUCUGUUCAAGUGAGUGAUAUUCGGAAAUCAGAAAUGGCCCCAGUUCAGAAAAUAAAUGUUUUUGGUGAAGCCGAUACUGCAGUAUCCUCCAAGGAUGUGUAUUGCAUUUGUCGCCAGAGCCACAUCAAUGGAUUUAUGAUAUGCUGUGACAAUUGCAACGAGUGGUUCCAUGGAGAUUGCAUCGGAUUGCCGGCAAAUAUCGGGGAACAGCACGACACCUACUACUGCACCGAGUGUUUUCGCAAAAAUCCACUAUUAAAGUGCACCUAUAAGAAGAGUCCAUCCACCACAGGAGUUCCAAAAACUCCAAAAACUCCAAAAACUCCAAAAACUCCAAAAAAUCCAAAAACUCCAAAGACUCCAAAAAAUUCAAAAACUCCAAAAACAGCCAGGAUUAUCAAUUCAAUCGGUGUCAGGCAGAAUCCACGCAGGAGAUCCACGUUCGUCCAGGAGCGUCCUUCAGAAGUACCUAAUCCAAGCAGACAAUCCACGAAGUUACAGAAAGCAGUCAAUUAUGAAAAUGCUACUGAAGAGCCCACAGAAGACGCUGAAAAGGUGGAUCAAAAACCAAAAAAGACUGCGAAGAAAAAGAAUCCAAAGCCGGAGGAUAAAGUCACAGACGAUGCUCAAAAACCAGCAGUUGAAAAGCUCUUCGAAUCGAAGGGAACACAAUGCAACAUGUUUAGGGAUUGGUCGAAGUAUGUUCCUCCCGAAAACUCCAAGAAGAGGGGCACCUGCUUCACAGUCUUUUGCCAGCAAUUGGCACGAUCCUGUUCUAGAUACUGUUGCGAUGAGUGCGGCAACUUCACCGCAAUCACAAACGUAUUCGCAUUAGGCCUUUUACCCAAUAUGCCAGCAAUGAAAGUGGCAAUGGGACACGUUGGUUUAUUGCUUGGCAAUGACUUAACAAAUAAUCAGAAGUCAAACAAAAAUUCAGAGGCUUCUGAGUCAAAAACGGAAACCAAGCCAAAGGUUAAAAAACCAAAAUCGGAAGGAAGGAAAUCGAGAUAUCGUAGUCCGAGCAGUAGCCUGGAAAGAAGCCCAGAUGUUUCCCGAACUGCCGCUAAAAGGCCGAAGCUCCAAGAAGAACUUCCUUCAUCUAGCUCUAGAAGCUCACGGAAGUUAGUUGAAGAAUCUCGAUCUGAAACGGAGCGACAUAAAGCUAAGCAUAAGACUUCCAAAAAAGAAAAGACUAGUUCCCAGCGAGCUUAUUCUCUGUCGCCUAUUCCAUCUCCCAAGUCAUACAGGGCUGCGAGGAAUACAUCUGAAACAGCACCCAAUAGUCCUGUUAAUCUAAAGAAAACUUUUAAGCAAAAACAUGUCAUUAGCUCACCAACAGGGAAGAAAAGAGUGUGCAGAUCACAAACAAUAUCUGCGGAUGAUCCAUUACCUUCUCAACCAAAAUCGACUGAAGUUAGUCCUAUGGCAAGUGCGGGGACUUCUUCUAGCAAUAAGAAACCUGUGCCUGAAACCUCUUGCCAAAAAUAUAGAAAACUAUCAUUUACUGAUGAGAAUUGCGAGAAAAUCAAAAUCAUAAGAUGCAUUGUGUCCAAUAUGUCGCCCACCGAGAAAGCUCUGUUGGCCAGAAAGAGGAUGAUGAUGAAGUUGGCAUCGGAGCAGCACAUACGUCAGGCACCAGGUGAAAUAUAAUGGUCUUCGGUAAAUGCAUUCUAAAUAUUUAUCAUUUAUAUAUAUAUAACAUACAUAUAAUGUUCCCACAACAAAAUAUUUAACAAUUAAACACCGUGUUCAGUUUCCUUUUUCGGUUAUCUGUUCUCCCUCAUAACUGCUGUAAAAUCAAACCAACAUUUAAAGAAUAAAUCUCGGAAUAUGUCACAUUUGUUG